AUGACAAGCUGUUCAAGUGGAAUUGUGUACGAUUUUGAAAUAUACCGAGGGAAAGGAACUGUACAUAAUGAUACCGGUCUUGGUAUAAGUGGUGAUAUUGUGAUAGGGCUUGUGGAAGGACUGCCAAAAUAUAAAAAUUUUAAAGUGUUUACAGACAAUUGGUUCACCUCUUACAAUCUUAUUUCUGCCCUGAAAAACUAUGGCAUUUUGGCUGUUGGAACUGUUAGACCCACAAGACUUCGAGACUGCAAUCUAAAGGCAGACAGUAAGCUGAAAAAGCAGGGACGAGGAUCAUACGAUUAUCGAACUGAAACAGAAAGGAACAUCAUAGCGCUGAAGUGGUACGAUAACAAGUCUGUCGUUCUUGCAUCAUCAUACAAAGGAGUAAGUCCAGUAGAACCAGUGAAACGUUGGCCAGUGGGAGAACGAAAAUAUAUUGAUGUUCCAAGGCCAGACAUUGUUAGAGAAUAUAACCGUUCGAUGGGAGCAGUUGAUCUGCACGACAUGCUGGUUGCUUUGUAUAGGAGUAAUAUUGGUGUGAAAAGAUUUUAUCUAAGGAUCGUAUUCCACCUCCUUGACAUGUGCGUUGUGAAUGCGUGGGUCCUAUACCGCCGACAUUUAAGACAAAGAGGAAUUACCAAACACAUGUCUCUGCCGAUUUUUCGGUCUGAUGUAGCUCAUGGACCACUAAAAGUAGGAGACAUUUUGGUAAGAAGACCAGGACGCCCAUCAGAUGACAUCGCCUACAGUUGUGAAGAAACGAGUCCCAUUGGUUCCCAGCCCAGUUGA
Molecule: messenger RNA, 789 nt
Organism: Schistocerca nitens (vagrant locust)
Lineage: Eukaryota; Metazoa; Arthropoda; Insecta; Orthoptera; Acrididae
Product: piggyBac transposable element-derived protein 2-like
Exons: 2
Coding region: 1-789 (262 amino acids)
Source: RefSeq, a predicted model, not a curated record